GGCAGGGGCGGACGGCGGCCCCACCACGGCAGAGCGAGGGGCGGGCGGCUGCCUCUCGGCGGCCCCUCCGUCCGCGGAGCCAGCCCUGCCAGGGUCGGUGCCAACGCAGCGCCUCGGCGAGGGCGGCGCGGGUCAGGUCCCCGCUCCCCGCCAUGGAUAGCGGGAUGCCGCUGUCCGGUGUGCAGCGAGCGCUGAUCCGGGAGAGCUGGCAGCGAGUGAGCGGCAGCCCCGUGCAGCACGGCCUCGUUCUCUUCACCAGGUUAUUUGACUUGGACCCUGACCUGUUGCCCCUUUUCCAGUACAACUGCAAGCAGUUUGCCAGCCCUCAGGAGUGCCUCUCUGCCCCUGAGUUUCUGGAUCACAUCAAGAAGGUGAUGCUGGUGAUUGAUGCUGCUGUGAGCCACCUGGAGAACUUGUCCUCUCUGGAAGAGUAUCUCUACAACCUUGGCAAGAAGCACCAGGCAGUUGGUGUGAAGGUUGAGUCUUUCUCGACUGUUGGUGAGUCCUUGCUGUACAUGCUGGAGAAAUGCCUUGGCACUGCCUUCAGCCCAGACAUGCAGGAGGCUUGGAGCAGACUCUAUGGUGCUGUGGUGAAAGCCAUGCGACGUGGCUGGGACACUCUCCCAGAAGGGGUCUAGAUUCUGCCAGCCAUCCCCAUCCCCAACCAUGCAGCCGUCCUGGGUAAGGGGAGCGCUCACGCCAUGCUCUCUGCCUUUCUCCAUCCCUGUCUUUCUCUGUGCACUGGCCCAUUGCUGUCUUUUCAGUCACUGUGCUUCAGGGCUCUCCCAGUGAUUCUGCCUUGCUUUGACAUGACCACAUCUCUGCUUUUGCCAAGGGCUGGCAGGGUACAUCUGCAGUGAAGCCUAGGAGUGCCACAGCACAGGUACACUGCUCUGCCCCAAGUUCCUUCCAGCUAGCUGGAGUGCUAGCACCUACGUACCUACUCUGGUUUUUAGCUGGUUUGUCUUCCCUCCUUUUGCUACCCACUCCAGUCAGAUGACAGCUACCACAGGCCUCUCAGACUUCUCUGCCUGAGAUCCUAUUUUCCAUGUUCAAGACCUGCCAAGUCUGGCACUGCUUACUUGUCCUGUUCUGCUGUGCCCAGAGAUUUUGGCUCCCUCCCAGAGGUAGGGGAAACAGAGGUGGGGAGCUGGCCGUGCUAUGCAGCCAUCCUCCUCAAACCUUGUGUAGAGCUUUUCCCCUUGUCCCUUCAGCACCAUUGUCACUACCAGAUGGUUAAUUCUGGUACUUUCUUCUGCCUUGCCUCUUCCCUGGAUGGCAUCCGUGACUUUUCCUUGUGUCAGCUUGGCCACAGCUCAGUGUGUUUCCUGAGGAUGCUUCAAGCAGUGGCAUCAAGUUAACCCUGGUUAACUUGAUGAGGUUAGUUUUAGCAGAUCUGGGCUGCCAGCUGAAAGGCUUUGUGUUGCUUUGGCUGUUUGGUUUAAGCUCAGAGCCAGCAGAAAUGCAGCAGCAGUGGUGGCUCGCUACUGCUUUGUUUUGAGGAGAGUAAACACAAAGGCAAGAUGUCUUAAAGUAAAAAUGAAGCUUGCAAUCAUGUCAUGGCAACAGCUUCCAGAAAACAUUUUGGCUCUUGGCCAGAGGAAGCACAGCUGAAAUUUCUCUGGUGAUGCUGUCAGGACCUGGAGCACUUCCCAGCUGCACACAGUGCCCAUCUGCAGAACUACUCACCCUUUAUUAAUUCCUACCAGCCAUACUUGAGACCCAGCCACUUUGGAGCAGAAGAAAGCCCCCAGUCAGGUGUGAGCAGCAGUGCAGUGGGGUUAGGACAGGAGAGAGAAGACAGCAUCUACGAGAAGAAAUCCCAGGAUGUGGCUGAAAGGCAGCACCUGAAGGCUCUGAGGGUAGCUGAAUUUGAGCACUUUAAAAGUGCUCCUCUUUAUGGGGAAGUUGCUGUGGGACAGGCAUAAUCAUGUUUACAACCAUCACUAGUCCCAGGGCAGGGACAUGGAGCAAGUUUUCAGUCACAGGUAGUGUAGCUCCCUUUUUUUACUGCUCCUUACAGGCAGGAGAAGCCUGUCGUUGAGAGCUAAGCUGGUUCUGUUCUAGAGACACAUUUCUCCUACACUUGGAUGUCCUCCGCUCUGGGGCAGAAUAGAGCUGCCUGCACAUCACAGCUGCAGCUGAGGUCUCCCAGCCCCAUGCCAUGGAGAGGAUGUUGUGGUGCCCUGUGAGAUGGGGCUUUGGUUCCAUAAGACCAGGCCUGGUGGUGGCCAUGAGCUUCCAGUGAGCAAGGAGCUUUCCAGCUGUUUGGGUGGGGUGAUGAGGGGUGGUGUGGCAUAGGCAGUGAACGGCCUCAUGUAGGAUGCUUGCUGUCCUCCCCUGGGGAGCAGGCUCUGCUUCUGCAGUUCUACACCAUGGUAUGCAUUCUGGCCCAUGGCUCUUUCCAUCAGCUGGGUCAGGUGAGGGUCCUUCCCUUCUUGUGCCAGGCAGUAAGGGAUGGAGGAGCUGGGGCUGGGAAGAGGCACUGAUUGUGAUGGCAUGGUAUGGCGCAGGAGAGUUUGGGAAUAGGGACAUCCUGUUUGCAACCCUGUUCUGGGGCAUCAGCCUUCAGCAACACAAAGCAGACCUUCUGACGCUGACAAGUAGGCAGCUGUGUGAUGGGUAGGGUGUGGGUGUUCCUGCUACUGCCCUGAACCAUCCCUGGUCCCUCUAGCUUUCCCAGCUCUUUGACUUCUCUUCUGUACCAUGUUUUGUGUAACUCCUAAGAGAACUGAUCUAGUCUGUGUGCCUCUUAUACCCAGCUGUACUGUUUAAUAAAGAACAAC
Dryobates pubescens (Downy woodpecker) is the source of this 2786-nucleotide messenger RNA. It is a transcript of the gene NGB, whose product is annotated as neuroglobin. The record is from RefSeq and is a predicted model, not a curated record. The coding region runs from base 153 to 638 and encodes 161 amino acids. NCBI's taxonomy places the organism in Eukaryota, Metazoa, Chordata, Aves, Piciformes, Picidae. Gene Ontology annotation, molecular function: oxygen binding; heme binding. The transcript has 4 exons.